ACAGACGUGAAAAAAUGGAAGCGAUUGCGCAUAAACUUGGCUUAAAUUUUGAAUUUUUUGAAGCCAUUUCCAGUGAUAAUGACGAAAUUCUAAACCAGUUUAAAUCUACAAACCUUACUUCUCGACACAAGGCUUGUUAUGUAAGCCAUUACAAAGUAUAUGAAUCAAUUGUCCAUAAUGGAUACAGUGAUGUUUUGAUUUUAGAAGAUGAUGUUGAUAUUGAAAUGGAUAUUAUAUCAAUUAUGAACGAAAUUUUCCAUAUUUUACCCACUGACUGGGAAAUGUUAUAUAUUGGACAUUGUGCUCAAGAGGAUAUUGGUGAAUUUAUAGCCGAAACAACUUCCAACUUUAAAUUAUACAAAUCUACAAGACCGCCUUGUAUACAUGCAUAUGGCAUCACAUCUUCCGGUGCUCGCAAGCUUCUAAAAGAACUUAUCAAUCCAUCAGAGCCGGUUGAUGUAGAGAUAAUCCGAAAAAUUACCUCAGGGAUCAUUACUUCAUAUAGUUUGGAACCAAAAGCUAUCGUACAAUGGAAAUCUAGCGAUAAUCCAUCAGAUGUCUCUCCUGGCGACGUUCAGUGGACAUAUCCUUUAAAAAAUUCUACUUUACAUUCCCUUGGAUAUAAAGAAACAUGA
Messenger RNA from Racocetra persica, 635 nucleotides. NCBI's taxonomy places the organism in Eukaryota, Fungi, Glomeromycota, Glomeromycetes, Diversisporales, Gigasporaceae. The record is from the annotation of a GenBank genome assembly.